AUGCUCGAAGACGCCGUCGGCACCGCCCACAAGUACCGGGAAUAUGUGCGCACCUCGAGCUUGCUCCCACCUUCCAAUCCCCAAAGGAAUCACUCGCCCACGCAUCAACACCGGACCGGGUCAUUGAAGCAGCAGCUCACCAUGUCCGCCCUCAGAAUCCUCGUGCCCGUAAAGCGGGUUAUUGACUAUGCCGUCAAGCCCCGCGUCAACAAGGCCCAGACGGGCGUCGAGACGGCCGGUGUUAAGCACUCGAUGAACCCCUUUGACGAGCUCUCGGUUGAGGAGUCGGUCCGCAUCCGCGAGAAGAAGCGCGCGCCCGGCGGCGUCGAGGACAUCACCGUUAUCUCGGCGGGCCCCCCCAAGGCCGUCGAUGUGCUGCGGACGGCCAUGGCCAUGGGCGCCGACCGCGCGAUCCACGUCGAGACCAAGGAGGGCGAUGACCUCGAGCCGCUGAGCGUCGCGAAGCUGCUGCGCAAGGCCGCCGAGGAGCACAAGAGCAACCUCGUCAUCCUCGGCAAGCAGAGCAUCGACGACGACGCGAACCAGACGGGCCAGAUGCUGGCUGGCCUCCUCGGGUGGUCGCAGGCGACUUCGGCGAGCAUCGUCGAGUUUGGCGAGGGGGACAGCGUCAGCGUCACGCGCGAGGUCGACGGCGGUGUCGAGACAGUCAAGGGCAAGUUGCCGAUGGUCAUUACGACGGAUCUGAGGCUCAACGAGCCGCGGUACGCGAGCUUGCCGAAUAUCAUGAAGGCCAAGAAGAAGCCACUCGAGAAGAAGAAGCUGGCCGACUACGGCAUCGGAGUCGAGAAACGGUUGAAGGUGCUCAAGGUUACUGAGCCUCCUGUGCGCCAGGGCGGCGGCAAGGUCGAGGACGUCAACGGGCUCGUUGCGAAGCUCAAGGAGCUCGGUGCCUUGUAAGCGGCGUGUGGUGGCCUGUAUCAGUACGAAAAGACUUUUUUUUUUUGGCAAUAGACCCGGUUCCGAUGCAACCUUUCCCGGCCACAAGGUCGUUGACAAU
Colletotrichum destructivum is the source of this 1018-nucleotide messenger RNA. RefSeq names its product Putative electron transfer flavoprotein, beta subunit. Gene Ontology annotation, molecular function: electron transfer activity. Gene Ontology annotation, biological process: amino acid catabolic process; fatty acid beta-oxidation using acyl-CoA dehydrogenase. Bases 1 to 918 code for a protein of 305 amino acids. NCBI's taxonomy places the organism in Eukaryota, Fungi, Ascomycota, Sordariomycetes, Glomerellales, Glomerellaceae. The record is from RefSeq and is a predicted model, not a curated record. The transcript has 4 exons. Gene Ontology annotation, cellular component: mitochondrion.